GCCUGGGUCUGAACCAGCGCCACAGCCAAACCUCCCGUCCCAUGUCUCUGGGGGAAAGGGAAGGGCUGAGCGUUGGGGGAGGGUCUCUGUCACCCACCCUUUAAUCCCCAACCAAGGCCUCCGGGCUGCUUAUGACCUUCGGAGCGUCCUGCCCGCCUUCUCCAGAACGUCCCUCUGCCUCCAGGGGAAGUUCUGGGCGACGAUGGCCUGAAAGGGGAUCCCCAAACUCCACGCUGCUCACAAGAAGGACUCGAGGUUCGCCCCCAGAGGCCAGGAGCAGUGCGAGUAAGCAGCUUCCCUCCAAGGCUGCAUGGAUUGCGGUGGGGGACCCCCUUGCUUGCCAAGGCUGCCACCCCUACACUUCCCGGGCAGAGGCUUCCUUCUGAAGACGCUCUUCCUCCUCCUGCUCUGCAGAUACGUGCAAACCCGCUGCAGGAUCCUGCGCUGCAACUCGGAGUAUGUGGCCUCCACACUCCCCCUACGGGGUCCUGGCAGGAGGGCGGCCCACUGCCUGGCCUUGCGUGCCUAUGCCCGCUGCACCCGCCACACGGCCCGCACCUGCCGCGGGGACCUGGCCUUCCACCUGGCCGUCCACGGCAUCGAGGACCUCAUGGCCCAGCACAACUGCUCCAAGGAGGGGCCCAGCCCGGCCCCCCACCCACCCCGCCCCCCUGGGGCCGGGGCCACAGACCUCUGCAGCUACGAGAAGGCCUUUGCCCACAAGCACGGCCGCCCACCCGCCUACCGGCACUGCGCUUCCUUCGGGGACCCCCACGUCCGGACCUUUGGGGACGAUUUCCACACCUGCCGCGUGGAGGGCUCCUGGCCCCUGCUGGACAACCACUACUUGUUUGCCCAGGCCACCCACUCCCCCGUGGCCAAGGGAUCCAACGCCACGGCCACCAGCAAGAUCACCAUCAUCUUCAAGAACAUGAAGGAGUGCAUUGACCAGAAAGUCUAUCAGGCCGAGGCAGACAACCUCCCAGCGGCUUUUGUGGAUGGCUCGCUGAACGGGGGGGAACGGCCUGGCGGGGACAGCCUCAGCAUCCUCGAACGGGCUCCCGGGCAGCACGUGGAGAUCCGGGCAGCCUACAUCGGCACCACCAUUGUUGUGCGCCGGGCAGGGAAGCAGCUGUCCUUCUCCAUCCGCGUGGCCGAGGAGGUGGCUGGCUCCUUCACUGAGGAGCAGGACCUGCAGCUGUGCGUGGGCGGUUGCCCACCCAGCCAGCGCAUCUCCCGGCACCACGGCUGCUGCGGCCACAGCCCCAUCAGUGCCGAGAAGGCCCACCGGCUGUGCAAGGAGAAGCUGCCAGUGGAGGACGUCUACUUCCACUCAUGUGUCUUCGAUGUGGUGGCCUCGGGGGAUAGCAACUCCACCCUCGCGGCUCGUGGCGCCUUGGAGGAUGCCAGGCUCUUCCAUCCAGAUGCCAAGAAGCUUCACCUCUUCUGGCGUGACGUUGCCCACCAGGCCGCCACCAGCUCCUUCCUCUGCCUCACCCUGGCCACGAUUCCAGCCCUUGCCUGGGAGAUCUAGACUCUGACAGCCUCUUCCUC
Molecule: messenger RNA, 1554 nt
Organism: Pseudonaja textilis
Lineage: Eukaryota; Metazoa; Chordata; Lepidosauria; Squamata; Elapidae
Product: hemojuvelin
Biological process (GO): BMP signaling pathway
Cellular component (GO): plasma membrane
Molecular function (GO): coreceptor activity
Source: RefSeq, a predicted model, not a curated record